AACCAAGGGAGUCCAGUUGCCUUUUGGAAAAGCACCUUUGGGACAGGGACAGCCAUGACCAUGGAUGAUGGAGAAUCUCCAUAGAAAAGAGAUCAGCAACUUUUCUCAUUUUGCAAAAAACCAGCCUAGAAAAUCGAACGCAGCCCGUUGUGUAAUAAAGAAGACUCCCACACUCUCAUGAAUAUUCCUUUUUUUUUUUAAUUAGGUCUAAUGAAGAAAUUGCCCGAUAGGAUUCUAAGCAAAGCAUCUCUUGGCCAACAAGGACCAACCUUAGGACGUCCCAUUGAGCCGAGCGCCUCCCAGUCUUUUAAACAAGGAACUACCAGUCCCGGCAUGCUUCGGGGGUUCAGCUCAGCGCGCAGGCGCGCCGGAGAGAAACGCAACUCGCUAAGCAGCAGCUUCAACGAGAGGAUCAGUUGUAACUCUGCCGUGCUCCUGGUAGAACAAGCUAGCUAUCCAUGGCUCAUCUAGGCUUUGCUUGUGAACCUCCUCCUGAUGUGGAUACAGACGACUGUCUUCCGGAAUAUUCAUAUAUGUUCACGCCUGACAUCCUCAAAGGAAAGGUAGCUUUCAUUACGGGCGGCGGUUCCGGGAUUGGAUUCCGUAUCACUGAGAUCCUGAUGAGGCACGGUUGCCAGUGUGUCAUUGCCAGCAGAAACUUCCAGCGGGUGUCAGAGGCAGCCAAGAAACUCUGUGCAGCCACUGGCCAGCGAUGCUUGCCUGUCACUCUUGAUGUGCGGCAACCUCAGACCAUUUCGGCAGCUGUGGAUGAGGCCCUCCGAGAAUUUGAGAAGAUUGACAUCCUAGUUAACGGUGCUGCUGGGAACUUCCUUUGUCCCGCUAGCUCUUUAUCGUUCAACGGUUACAAAACGGUGAUUGAAAUUGACACUUUGGGCACCUUCAACGUCUCCAAAGUCCUGUAUGAAAAAUCCCUUCGGGAACAUGGUGGCGUCAUUGUCAACAUCACAGCCACCCUCAGCUACAAAGGCCAAGCUCUCCAGAUGCAUGCUGGGACUGCCAAGGCAGCCAUAGAGGCUAUGACGAAGCAUCUUGCUGUGGAAUGGGGGCCUCAACGAAUUAGAGUGGUUAGCAUCGCCCCUGGUCCCAUUACGGGCACGGAGGGGUACCGUCGUUUAGUUCCAUCCAACCUGGAAGCCAAUCAGUACUUCCGGAACAUUCCCCUUCAACGGGCUGGGAACAAGACGGAGAUUGCUCACAGUGUCCUCUAUCUGGUUAGCCCCCUCUCGUCGUACGUGACCGGCACAACACUUGUGGUGGACGGUGGAGAUUGGAUGACUUCGGAUAAUUCCUUUCCCUCACUGUUGGGUAUAGCUAAGCUAUAGAUUUCUGGAGCACGGAACUAAAGAGAGAUACAUGAGAAAAGGACACCCCGACAUUUUAAGGAAGUGUCUUCAGUGCUUCCGGGCAAACCGUCUGUGGCAAUGUACGGAUAGCAGCCACUCACCUUUCCUAGUUUCAAGGUAGUUUAGAUAACCUGGUUUGUAAGAUGGGUCUUCAUUGCACAAAAAGUGGUGAUGGUGGCACAAAGAAACCUACAGACUGAAUCCUGUUCACCCACCAGCCUGUACUAUAUCACCGGAAGGGUAGUUGAGGCGGAAAUCCUAUCAGGGCAGAAACAACUUUGAUUAUGAUUUGAUUGGCUUGUAAGCCUUCGUAUCACUUGCCUCGGAUAAGAUGCUUCCAAUUCAUUCCCAAGCACAAUGUUCAGUCCCAAAAUGGCGAGUCUGCAUUUGUCCAGCUCUUGCUGUGUGUGGCAUUAUCUGCCCCAAUCCUCUAACAAAUAAAUACUCUACUUUUCAACAAA
Molecule: messenger RNA, 1825 nt
Organism: Crotalus tigris (Tiger rattlesnake)
Lineage: Eukaryota; Metazoa; Chordata; Lepidosauria; Squamata; Viperidae
Gene: DECR2
Product: 2,4-dienoyl-CoA reductase 2
Exons: 10
Coding region: 459-1343 (294 amino acids)
Biological process (GO): fatty acid catabolic process
Molecular function (GO): 2,4-dienoyl-CoA reductase (NADPH) activity
Source: RefSeq, a predicted model, not a curated record